This is a messenger RNA of Metarhizium album ARSEF 1941, 1017 nucleotides long. RefSeq lists its product as uncharacterized. The coding region runs from base 1 to 1017 and encodes 338 amino acids. The record is from RefSeq and is a predicted model, not a curated record. Gene Ontology annotation, molecular function: arylformamidase activity. Lineage: Eukaryota; Fungi; Ascomycota; Sordariomycetes; Hypocreales; Clavicipitaceae. The transcript has a single exon.
AUGACGGAAUUCAACUCCCUGUCCAUGACACCUUUCGACUCCCUCCCAGACAAGAAGCGCGUGUGGCCAGCUGCCCCGAAUUCCCAUGAGGAAGGACUAGGUCGCCUAUCCCUCCUCACUCCGGAAAUAGUAGCCUCGGCAGCGCAGUCCUGCAUCAAGACCGGAGUCAGGGUCUCGCUGAACUGGGACAUGAGAAAGCUGGAAUCUGCCAACUUCAACCGAGCACCAUCACAACACCACAUCAUCUCGCUGCUGAACGGGACUGCUUUCGACGACGUAUACAUUUUCAACCCGCAGCAGUCGUCGCAGUGGGACGGCCUGAGACACUACUCGGCGCCCUUCCCCACGCCCCAGGACCCCUCGCGGAGGUUAUUCUACGGCGGUGUGACGGCUGCCGAGAUCAGUGAUCGGUCGAAUCAUCGGAUUGGCAUGCAGCAUUGGGCCAAGGAAGGGAUCUGCGGGAGGGGCGUGCUGUUGGACUAUGCGGCGUGGGCGGAGAGGAACGGCGUCAAGUACAGUGCGUUUUCGAACCAUGCCGUUCCGUUGCGGGCGUUGAAACAAAUUGCCGACGAGGCAGGCAUCGUCUUCGCAAGGGGUGACAUACUGUUUGUGAGGAUUGGCGUCACGAACGAGUGGGAUACACAUAUGAGUCCGGCGGACAAGUUGGCCUAUGGCAGGCAGUCUCGUCCGCAGCACGCGGGGGUCGAGGGCACAGAGGAGAUGCUGAGGUGGAUAUGGGAUGAGGGCUUCGCUGCCGUGGCCGGAGAUUCUAUUUCCUUCGAGGUGCGUCCGCAGCAGGAUUCUUACGAGACCGAGGACGGGCGGGAGGUCCCUGGGCUCGGGAUGCAUGAGUACUUGAUUGCGGGAUGGGGGCUUCCGGUUGGCGAGCUGUUUGACCUGGAGGAGUUGAGCAAGACUUGCCAGAGGCUGGGUCGCUGGGAGUUCUUCGUAUCCAGUGCACCCUUGAAUAUGCCUGGGGGCGUGAGCAGUCCUCCAAACUGCCUCGCGAUAUUUUAG